UCUGUAACAGCCAAACAGCAUGGACUAGUCAGUAGCAGCCAGUUAAUAGCUGCUUUAUUCGGGACUAUUCAAAACUAUUCGAAAGUACAUUAUACAGAUUACAUUUUCAAGAAGAAAGAUACAACUUAUAUUCGUAUCAAUCACGUAUCUUGAUUAAAUACAUGUGAAAUGAUGGCAAAUAAUAGCAAGAGUUCUUUUAUUACCGUACCUGGCUUCUGUCCCGAUUGUGGUUCAAUUUUACCUUUGCUUGGGGAGAAAGGAGGAGUUACAUGUUACACAUGCAAAAGAGAAUGGGGGGCUGAAGUUUUUGGCGAUAUGGAAAUGACACAUAAGAUCCAUUUUAAUACUAAGGAUACUUAUGUGUCUGUCAAAGAAGCCGAGGAUGAUAGUGAAGAUGACGCAGAUGGACCAACAUUGGAGCGAGAAUGUCCUCAGUGUCAUAAUGAUAAAAUGUCCUAUGCAACAUUGCAAUUGAGAUCUGCUGAUGAAGGACAAACUGUAUUUUUCACAUGUACUAAGUGCAAAUUCAAAAUAACGGAGAAUUCUUAAUAAGGACUUAAUAUAAAAUUACAUUUUAUUUUAUAAGAAAUACUGUAUAGAAC
Molecule: messenger RNA, 602 nt
Organism: Mycetomoellerius zeteki
Lineage: Eukaryota; Metazoa; Arthropoda; Insecta; Hymenoptera; Formicidae
Gene: RpI12
Product: RNA polymerase I subunit RpI12
Exons: 3
Coding region: 169-549 (126 amino acids)
Biological process (GO): DNA-templated transcription; termination of RNA polymerase I transcription
Cellular component (GO): RNA polymerase I complex
Molecular function (GO): zinc ion binding; nucleic acid binding
Source: RefSeq, a predicted model, not a curated record